Molecule: messenger RNA, 977 nt
Organism: Toxorhynchites rutilus septentrionalis
Lineage: Eukaryota; Metazoa; Arthropoda; Insecta; Diptera; Culicidae
Product: chymotrypsin-like protease CTRL-1
Exons: 4
Coding region: 89-949 (286 amino acids)
Biological process (GO): proteolysis
Molecular function (GO): serine-type endopeptidase activity
Source: RefSeq, a predicted model, not a curated record
AUCAGUUAGUUGCUCACCUGGUCCUGACUUGUCGGAAGCUAGACGCUGCCCGUUAUGAGUAGCUCCAUGUGAGCGCACUUGAUUCGCAAUGUACGUGUGGUUCUAUUUUGGUGCACUAAUAGUAGGUUUUAUGGGAGUUGUGCAAAUUAAGUCGUCAAUUUCAACGAAAAAUGCUCGAGUGCCGUACGUGGUGAGCCUAGAAACUGAAAGCGGCCAGUUCUGUUCGGGGUCUAUAGUUGGAACGAGAUGGAUCCUCACCACUGCUGAUUGUGUAUGGAACAAGCUGUCGAAUGAGUUGACAGUAGGGAUACAGCCUCAGGAUGGAAAGUCUAGUGGUCAUCAUGAACGAAUACAGAAAAUAUACUUGGACCCUAAUUUCGUGCCGGAUUCUUCGCAAGGGGGUGUGGCAUUGAUGUCACUCCGGAAGCCAGUUCAUUGGAACGGACGCAUCGUAACAAUAGAUGUGGUGAAAAACGAGUCAAAUUCGCAGCAAUCGAGACAAUGUUUGUUAAUUGGGUGGAACAGGUAUCAAAAUUCAAGCUUUCUAGCGCAACAGAUGGAGAAUUGGCCUACGGAGAAAUGUGAUGACACCCUCAGAAAGAAAUUGUGCGUUGAGCCUGUCAACAAUAGUUUGUGUGAUUACCAUAAAGGUAGUCCACUCUUGUGUCAGAGAGGGGACGAUUUUGAGCAAGUCGGUAUUUUUUCAGGCAGUCAACGAUGUUCCCCUAGUUACCUUUCCGCUAUGUUUAUCAAUGUCGGCGAUUUCUCCGAGUGGAUCGACGAUAUAAUUGCAGGAAGACAACGACCUCUCAUCAAAGCUCCCAACGAGAAAGAAAUUUAUGCCAUUAGGUUGUCUCAGUUUAAGUGGUUAAUCGUUGCCAUUUCGUUUUUUAUUAUAAGUGUAACUAUCUUUAUUAAAGUGUUACGAUCCGGAUUCAAAAUUGUUUGAUGUCAAAUAAAGUGCGUUAUGAGUAUAA